Molecule: messenger RNA, 3366 nt
Organism: Triplophysa rosa
Lineage: Eukaryota; Metazoa; Chordata; Actinopteri; Cypriniformes; Nemacheilidae
Gene: mapk1
Product: mitogen-activated protein kinase 1
Exons: 9
Coding region: 272-1381 (369 amino acids)
Biological process (GO): protein phosphorylation; intracellular signal transduction
Cellular component (GO): cytoplasm; nucleus
Molecular function (GO): ATP binding; MAP kinase activity
Source: RefSeq, a predicted model, not a curated record
AACCGCUCUCCGCUCCCUGUCACGUGACGGCCUCCGUUAUUUCCUGCGGCAACGCUCUCGCUCUCCGCCGCACCACGCGCACAUUACUAUCACUUCAUACGUGCCAAGCGACAACGCUUCCGCCGCUCCUUUCGUUUCGCUCCGACCGCAACACGUCCGUUACCGUCAAACGCGUCGCGCAUACCGUUUUAAUCAACGCAGAAUCCUUUUCUGCUCUUUACAAGCCGCGUUGGGUUUGUUGUGCGUGUGAAGGCAGCCCGUUUUCUCAGCAAUGGCGACAGCUGCGGUUUCUGCCCCCGCCGGCGGCGGCCCGAACCCCGGAUCCGGUGCCGAGCUUGUCCGCGGUCAGCCUUUCGACGUCGGCCCGCGCUACAGCAACCUGUCGUACAUCGGAGAGGGCGCGUACGGCAUGGUUUGCUCAGCGUACAAUCGCGACAACAAAGUGCGUGUGGCCAUAAAGAAGAUCAGUCCGUUCGAGCACCAGACGUACUGUCAGCGGACGCUCCGCGAGAUUAAAAUCCUGCUCCGCUUCAAACACGAGAACAUCAUCAGCAUCAACGACAUCAUCCGCACCCCCACCAUUGACCAGAUGAAAGAUGUCUACAUCGUACAGGACCUGAUGGAAACAGACCUGUACAAGCUGUUGAAGACGCAGCACCUGAGCAACGACCACAUCUGUUACUUUCUGUACCAGAUCUUGCGCGGUCUAAAGUACAUCCACUCGGCAAACGUUCUCCACCGAGACCUGAAACCGUCAAACCUGUUGCUCAACACUACCUGUGACCUCAAGAUCUGUGAUUUUGGGCUUGCCCGGGUGGCGGAUCCAGACCACGAUCACACUGGGUUCCUGACGGAGUAUGUAGCCACGCGUUGGUACCGGGCACCAGAGAUUAUGCUCAACUCAAAGGGUUACACUAAGUCUAUUGAUAUCUGGUCAGUUGGUUGUAUUCUGGCUGAGAUGCUUUCAAACAGACCCAUCUUCCCUGGGAAACACUACCUGGAUCAGCUAAACCACAUCUUAGGUAUUCUGGGCUCGCCGUCUCAGGAGGAUCUCAACUGCAUCAUCAACAUUAAGGCCAGAAAUUACCUGCUGUCACUUCCUCUCCGAUGCAAAGUGCCCUGGAACCGCCUGUUUCCUAACGCUGACCCUAAAGCACUAGAUCUGUUGGAUAAGAUGUUGACCUUUAACCCUCAUAAGAGGAUUGAGGUGGAGGAAGCACUGGCUCACCCGUACCUGGAGCAGUACUAUGACCCCACAGAUGAGCCUGUCGCUGAGGCUCCGUUUAAGUUCGAUAUGGAGCUGGAUGACUUGCCCAAAGAGACUUUGAAGGACCUGAUCUUUCAAGAAACCGCACGCUUCCAGCCCGGAUACAGACCAUAGUCCCAUUCACAGAAAAACGACAGAUCAUAGACUACUGCACAGUUCUGGAUUUGAGCCGUCUCCACUCCACUGUGCGCUAUGGUCCUCUUUUGGUCAUCAUCAUCUUAUCUCCUCCUGAACCCCGAAACAUCAAAAGGCCCUUAAAGUUCAUCCUACUGCACUUCGCCUCCUGAGAUUGGCAGCAGAAAACACCUGGAUCCUCACUUUCAAUCUCUUCACAUCACGCAUCAUAAUAGAAGCGCAAAGCGUCUCUCACAUCUCUCUCCAUCUUCUAUCUACUCGCUUCUCCGUGUGAAUGUUUGCCUGUGUGUUUGUGGAUGUGAGAUGAUCGUCAAAGAUUUUGAUUUGAACCCUUUUUUCUCUAGGUCUAACCUCUCCUUAAAAAGUAUCAAGUCUACGAUCGUGCUAUUGUUGUGCUUCUAGCCUCCUGUUAAUAUUUCCAACAAGCUGCUUUUCUGAGCUGUCUGUAAGCCAUUUUAAGUCCCACAGAGGUCGAACUUAAGACAGGGAGAGAAUUAGCGCUCAGAGUUUCUCUAUUCAUGUAUUUAUGCAGUGGAUACUCGUCGAUCUACGUUGUGCAUCGCCAAUCUCCUCAAAGUGCACAGAGAUAUAAAUUCGCCACGGUGCCGUUCGAAGGUGUUGUCUUACGCAAAUAUGUAUCGGCCCCUUUACAUCUUUAUGAAUCUAUCAAAAACUCCCCAAUGAUGUGCCUUCAGGGGACAUCUCAAUGAAAUGACCAGCGCCUGUUUUAUCAUUUUAUUUGACAUUGAUUCUCAAUAAGUAAACCCUCAAGAGACAAAUCUUUUCAAUUUGCUUAAGCACCAAAGAAAAGACCGAUUCGAGGACGUUUUGCCACCUUGGACAGAAAGCCCUCAUAUUGCCUGACAAAAAAGGCAAAUGGCCAAAUGCAUGCAGGUGUAUGUGCAUCUUCAAAUCAGGUGUUCUUUGAUCUAAAAAUGCACGGAAAUGGACUUUAUCAGUUUAGCUAGCCGUCAUGGGAAGAAGAACAAUCGUACGUUUUCUUUUUUUGUGAUUAAUUGGAACGUUUUGAAUAUCAUUCAAAGAAGUCAUAUUAUUAUUCUGAACUUGUAUGAAAAUGACAGUGCCUCCUCAUCUGUAUUCAUUCUUUACUUGUUGUAUACUUCUUUUGCUUUCUCUGUGACAACCCCCCCCCACAACCCCUUCCCUCGCCUUGUAUCAAUAAGACUGUGCCCUUGCAUGACUGUUAAAAAGCUUCUAUACAAAGACAAUGGAAGUGCCACACAGCUGGGGAUUCUGCUAUUGGUCUCUCAGGUUUUUGUUAUACCUUACCUUUUGUGGUCUCACUCUGUAUAGAGAGUAUUAAGAGUUGAAAAAUACUUUCGCUUGCACGUUUUGGUUGCACUUACAAACCCGGGUUCCUUUCAGUGUUUGGUGAAAAAAAUCGAGGCCCGCUUUAGUUCCAGGUGGAAAUUAGGAGCAUCUAGCCGUUUCAACCACACAGUGUGUCCUGCUGGUGGUGCUUUAGGACCCAGGAGACGGAGAAAGUCUACCUGGUAGUUGCGUAACUGUUUUUAACAAAACAGAAUUAUGCGCAAUUUGGUGAGCGAGCUAGCACUUGCAAAAUGAAGCUCGGGGGGAGUGAAAGAAAUGUUAUUGACACUGAUGAAUUCAUAUAUGUGCAUGGCUUGAACACAGUGUUGCUUUCCCACACUGGCUUCCUCUUUGGUUUACCAGCCCUUCAUUACUUUGGACCGAGCGUAUGGCAAGUCGCCACCUAGUGGUUGCUUGGCCUAGUAUCAUAUUGUGGUCGAUCAAGGAGAGAACGGGCUGUUCUUUUAAAUGAAAAAAUGACUUUGUAAGAUAGCUUCUGCCGAAUCAGUGUGCAGUCUGUCAGUUUCUGUGUGCCUUUAUGCGUCUCGAAUAAUAAAAUUUAUUGUGCAGCUUUUCGUUGGGGAUCAGUUGUGACUUUGCGGUAUACUCUUGAAAUGAAAUAUAAAUAUAUA